GGCUCCACCCAGUACUCCGUAUACUCACCCUUUCAUCACUCACACGCUCUCUCUGUGCCCGCCUUUCCCAGCCUCUUCCUUCUCCAGCGUCAAUGAUCCCAAAUCCCAGCCCAUCAAAUAUCAUCACCAAGCUGCGCACUCUUUAUCCUUUGACAUCUUGUCAGGUCUCACAGACGUUCCUUACUCACCACAAUGCGCCAGUUCGUGAUCCGAUCAUAACGCAUCUCUUGCGCUUCCGCUGUCGCUCAACCCGUACCGUUGUUGCGCCUCAACUCUCUACUCCACUACUAUCGAUAGGGAGCGUAGCGCCAAUUGACAGCAAAUCCGCCUUGUUGAUCCCUUCGACAUCCAUCAAUCUCCCCUCACUUCUAAAGUCCUGCGCAGCUGAGGUAAUAGACCAUCCGACUUCGAGUCUAAUCGUACGACAUGGAAACCUCGCAAGUAAACAUGGCUACCGAGGAUACUCAGCUUCCCUCAACUCCUCCACCACAGCGCACACGUUCGGCAGACAGCAUGAACAAGUCAGCCUACGCUUCUCCUCCACCAAUGUCCGCCAGCAUGACCCCUCCUCCAUCGACACAACCGCCUCGCUUUCAUUCGCCAGUCAACCGCAUUGGUCUAGGUCCUAGUGAAGUAUUUUUGGCAUCACCUCCGUACACCGGCAGGCUCAAUGUCUUGCGCGCAUUACCUACACCAGAUGCGAUCGCCAAAGCAGACAUCGAAGAGAUGCGCAACAUCGCUAGGGAGUUGGUCGCUGCUGUACAAGAAGCUAGGACCUCUGCCGCUCACUUCAAGCUACAACACAGUCUACUGGCCAUGGAGUCGGAAGAGGCUGCACAAAGAGCCGAAGUUGAAUCCCAAAUGACCCGCCGAGAGAUUGAGGUCCUACAAACCGUCGAACACAGAAACCGCGCUUCAUUUUCGACGAGAAAUUCGCAACCACCUUCUCAACCACAGAUUGAGGCAUUGACCCGGGCUUGUAGGGUAUUGGAGGAUGAGCGGGAUGAGGCAGAGCACGAAGUACUGCGAAUCAAAAAGUCACUCGAGAUCGAAAGCGACCGUGUCGAGUUAUUGCUGGAGGAAAACACCCGGCUCAAGAAACGCAUUCGCGACAACAGAGAACACUUCAGUCGAUUGAAGAGUUUGUCGCCUUCUUACAAUACGCCUCGGGAUGCCUUCACCACUCCACAGCGGAAAGCUGUCCCACGUUUUGCAGAGUCGGCCCCAAACCAGAACAACAUCGCAGCGCUGCUUGCAGCAGAUCAAAUCAUUAGCCGGGAGAGCCUCAGCGUGCCAUCAACCCCAACAAAGACGCAUACUUCAAAGCUGAAGCAUGGACACACUCGUGGUGCUCAUUCUCUAUCAUCCAUACACACUACCCCAGUCCACCAGCGUCCGAAUACACAAGAUGGCUAUCCAGAAGGUAUGGUCCCCUUCUCGGCUCCUGCCUCUCAAUUGGUCAUUGAGUCGGCGGAAAGAGAACGUCAUCACCGAGAUAGCACCAUCUCCAUAUCCGAUGCUGAAGAAGGCAGCGAUGACAACAUCCCACAGUCGCAAGCGAGUUCCUUGGCCAGUGACAUGUUGCGUCGCAACCCCGGACCCCAGGAGAGUUUGAGGUUAUCUCAAAAUGCGGAACGAACAAGCAAUCUGCUUCAGUCUAAGCUGUUUGGUCCAGUGAAGAAGUCCGCUCAUAGCAAGAAGCGAGGAGCAAGUUUUGGAGAGUCUGAUAUCCAGACAAAGAAGGCAAAAUCGUCCAAGGGUGUUGGACUUGGUAUUGAAACUUGGAGUCAGUGAACCAGAGCAUGUCAUUUUUGGAGGAGUUUGGAUGGAACGAAAUGCCAGUUGUAAUGAUACCCACUCAAUGCACCUCAGUCGAUCGUCAUGAGGGAAACGAUAUGUCUCGAGUACAAUAACUCAUGCUCAGUCUUAUGGAAUGAAAUCAUUCUCACCUUCGAAUAAUGACCCAGAUUUGAGGGUCAAUUCCGUCGUAGUGAUAAUCCAUUGCCGAUCGCUCAGAGCUCUACAUUGCAUCGAAGUCGGACGGCUAAAGUGACGGCGGUACUCGAAAACCUGAUUGUGGCCACCCUACAGCGUGGACAAGACGCAAUUGGCGAGGCUGGCUUGAUGAGGCUGGGUUCAGGGCCAAUGCUCAGCCUUGCCGCAGCACAAUUCGAAGUCGGCUCCACGUGACCUUCGAGAGUGGCGCCAAGAUUUUUGCCAAGCUUUCACACAAUCUGCCGAAAGAGAACGUCGAGAAAGCCCU
This is a messenger RNA of Exophiala viscosa, 2263 nucleotides long. RefSeq lists its product as uncharacterized. Lineage: Eukaryota; Fungi; Ascomycota; Eurotiomycetes; Chaetothyriales; Herpotrichiellaceae. Bases 427 to 1794 code for a protein of 455 amino acids. The transcript has a single exon. The record is from RefSeq and is a predicted model, not a curated record.